This is a messenger RNA of Cololabis saira (Pacific saury), 1917 nucleotides long. RefSeq names its product cAMP responsive element binding protein 3-like 3a (gene creb3l3a). Gene Ontology annotation, molecular function: DNA-binding transcription factor activity, RNA polymerase II-specific; RNA polymerase II cis-regulatory region sequence-specific DNA binding. The record is from RefSeq and is a predicted model, not a curated record. Gene Ontology annotation, cellular component: nucleus. The coding region runs from base 138 to 1436 and encodes 432 amino acids. NCBI's taxonomy places the organism in Eukaryota, Metazoa, Chordata, Actinopteri, Beloniformes, Belonidae. Gene Ontology annotation, biological process: regulation of transcription by RNA polymerase II. The transcript has 10 exons.
UUGGACUCAAGAAACGAAGCUGAGAGAUACAGUUGAGAUUUCUUACGGUGAGUGACAAAGCUACUCUACUACAGAGAAGAUUGGAUAUUUUUGCUGGAUCAUUAUCUUUUUGAGUUCUUCAUUCAACCAAGGAAACUAUGCAGCAGUACCCAGAUCAGGGUGGCGAUAGUGCCGAGUUACUUGAUUGGCUCUUUGAUAAAAAUGAUGGAAUUCUUCGUCAUGAGGAAACAGGACACCGUGGCAACAAUCCCAGCUGGCCAUUUCAGGGGCAUAAUAUGCUCCAGCCAGCUCAGCAGGCAGACGAGGACUUUCUCAACGCCCUUUUGACUGGGGGUCAUUCUGUGAAAGCCUCGCCGCUGUGGUCUCCAUCUCCCAGCGACAGCGGGAUCAGUGAGGAUCCUCCAUCGGAUCAGAUGGACAGUCCUCACCGCCCCGAGAGCCCCCCUGAGGAAACCGAGUGUUUUGGUCCAAUACCACCAAGCAAGGCAGCCCUGGACGGUAACGUCUCCACUGAUCUCAAUGUCUGGGACUAUGGCUUCCCGACUACCAACACAAGGAUGACUCCGUAUCCGUCGGACAUACAAAGACCACAGCUGUCCACUGGCUUUCCUCUAACUGUCAAAGAUCUGUUACUGUCUGGCACGCCAGAACCACCCCCACAGCCAUCACAAACGUCAGUUCAAGAUCUGAUUCUGAAUGAGGAUGAGAAGAAGCUUUUAGCAAAGGAGGGGGUCACCCUCCCCAGCCAGCUUCCUCUCACAAAGUAUGAGGAACGGAUUUUGAAGAAAAUACGCAGGAAGAUUCGCAAUAAGCAGUCUGCCCAGGAGAGCAGGAAGAAGAAGAAGGAGUAUAUUGAUGGACUGGAGAACAGAAUGACAGCUUGCAGUGUACACAACCAAGAACUGCAGAGAAAAGUGUCCCAACUGGAGAAAUGCAACAUGUCGCUAAUGGAGCAGCUGCGCAGGCUGCAGGCUCUGGUCAUGAAUUCAACCAACAAGCCAGCCCAGACUGGGACAUGUGUACUGGUGUUCCUGCUGUCCUUCUCCCUAAUCCUGUUCCCCAACCUCAAGCCUUUCUCUGACACUGAGGUCAGCCAAGAGGACUUCACUCUAGUCAGAAUCCAGUCACGGUUCCUGCAAAACGUUCAGGAGUCCCAUGAGCAGCGUGUCAUCAAUUACGAGUUCCCUGCCGAGGAGGAACCUGAGCAUCUACACAAGCAUUUACCAGGAGAGCAGGAACUGGAGGACUUUGCUGCUCUGAUGGGGAAGCUGAGAGUGAAACAGGAACAGUCCAGCUCGACGUCCGUGUCCAUGAACAGCAGUCAGGAAGACCCAAUCAGUCAUUACCAAAUUGAUCCAAUUACUGGGCACAUCACUAGUUUGACACUGCAUCCUCAGCGUUCUGCCAGUCUGCGACCACAUGCAGAUGACAUGUAGGAAAGAGAAGAAAUUAGCCCCAGGUAAGCUGAUUUCACAGAUCAGUUGAAUUAAAGGUUGAGGGGGAAAAUUCUCAGGGACUGAUGUUUACACAAAUUGGGAAAUUUGAAGUUUUGUUCUUUCCUGCUUCACCUUUAAUGCAUAUUCUGCAAGUCUUUACUUUUUUGUUAUACUGUUUGUUUUUGUUUUUUUUAUUAUUUUUACAGAAUAGAUUCAAACAAUACACUGACAUUUCCUGUUAACAUGCAUACAAUUGCUAAUCUUCUAUCUUUAGGUGUCUGAAUAAGUGUUUAAGACUACAAAAAAUACGGGCAGGUAGCAAUGUGAUGGUCUGUACAAUUUUGAUUCAAACAAGUAAUUUAGAAAAUGAAGAGUUAGUUUGUUGCUGAGGCAUCUAUUUCUUUUUUUUUUAAGAAUUGAUUGCAACUAUUUAGACUCAUUCAUGGAUGAAAUAGCACUGAAUAAAAGGUGUCAAACAAGA